AUGGACCCACACCCCAACGACACAGUCCAUGACUGGCACACAGUGUCCCCAGCGCCUACAGAGAGCCUGGUCUAUGAGGAUGAACACAACGAGACCUGGUGCUUUGCAAAACACGUCCCUGAACUCAUCACCGGGAUCAUCACGCUGCUCAUCUGCCUGUGCGGGCUGGUGGGGAACGGGGCCAUGCUCUGGCUCCUCGGCUUCCGCAUCAGGAGGAGCCCCUUCACCGCCUACCUCCUGAACCUGGCCGUGGCCGACUUCUGCUUUCUCCUCUUCACAUCAGCUUUCCUUGUGGUUUAUCACAUGCCCGUGCUCAGCUGCUCCCAGCCAGUGCUCCUGCGGAUGCUGCCGCUAUUUCACUCCAUGGUUCUGCUCACGUACAGCACCAGCCUCUACCUCCUCACUGCCAUCAGCGUGGAGAGGUGUAUGGGUGUCCUCUGGCCCUUCUGGUGCCGAGGCCAUCGUCCGGAGCUCCUGUCUGCUGCCAUGUGUAUCCUGCUGUGGGCCCUCUCUUGUGUGCUUGCGGGGCUGGUGUACUUUGUGUGUGACCUGGGUCGUUCCCAACACUGUGGGAUGGUUCUUGGGCUCUUGUGCUGCCUCAAUUUCUGCUUUUUCACUCCUUUUAUGGUCCUUUCCAACGUGGUCCUCUUCAUCAAGCUCAGGCGCAGCUCUUGGCAAGAUCACCCGGCGAGGCUCUACACUGUCAUCUUCCUCACCGUUCUCUUCUUCCUCCUCUUCGGCAUCCCGCUCAGUGUCCAGAUCUUCCUCAACUUCUUUGUCUACACUAACUUUGUCUUUGAGAUCUGCCUGUUGCUGGCCUCUUUCAACAGCGGCAUCAAUCCCGUUAUUUAUGUCCUGGUUGGGAGCUCUGGGAAGUUCACGUUCAGGGGAUCCGUCAAAGUGGCUCUUCAGAGGGUCUUUGAAGAUAGGGCAGAUUCCCAAGAGGUGGGUGAGACCCCGGUGAUGGAAAUUGCUGCCUAA
This is a messenger RNA of Nestor notabilis (Kea), 981 nucleotides long. Its product is annotated as proto-oncogene Mas-like. Gene Ontology annotation, biological process: G protein-coupled receptor signaling pathway. Lineage: Eukaryota; Metazoa; Chordata; Aves; Psittaciformes; Psittacidae. The record is from RefSeq and is a predicted model, not a curated record. Gene Ontology annotation, cellular component: membrane. Gene Ontology annotation, molecular function: G protein-coupled receptor activity. The coding region runs from base 1 to 981 and encodes 326 amino acids. The transcript has a single exon.